AUGCCUCGCUUGGUCACUAUCCGGUCGCUUCUUCUUAUGGAUCCCUAUGGAUUGUAUGUAGCCGUGGGUUCCAAACUAUAUGAAGUGAAUGGAUCAGUUUACGAUUACGGUACAUUAUGCAUCGACUGUAGAUCUCACACGGUGCAGCCAAUCUUCGGCACUCCUAAGCGCAUGGAAGAUAAUAAGGUCGCUGAAAUCAUCGACGAUAAGAUUUACGUAAUCAACUCAGAGGGAGACAUGUGGGAUCAUGCGAUGAAAAAGCCAGACGUGGAGCUACGCAACCUUUGGAUAAAUAAUUAUGUGGUGAUGGAGGAUAAGAUUUACAUGAGAACUCGUUAUAAUAGCUUUGUCUAUGAGGCAAAGGAAAAUAGAUGGGAAUCGGACGAGAUGCUGAAUUCUAAGAAAUAG
Thlaspi arvense is the source of this 408-nucleotide messenger RNA. The record is from the annotation of a GenBank genome assembly. NCBI's taxonomy places the organism in Eukaryota, Viridiplantae, Streptophyta, Magnoliopsida, Brassicales, Brassicaceae.